Molecule: messenger RNA, 2312 nt
Organism: Scatophagus argus
Lineage: Eukaryota; Metazoa; Chordata; Actinopteri; Scatophagidae
Product: beta-1,3-galactosyl-O-glycosyl-glycoprotein beta-1,6-N-acetylglucosaminyltransferase 4-like
Cellular component (GO): membrane
Molecular function (GO): acetylglucosaminyltransferase activity
Source: RefSeq, a predicted model, not a curated record
CUGCUGAAGACUCUCCCCUCUGCCACUCCCCUCUCAACCGUCCCAGCAGUCCGCGGUGGAGUAGUCGGAUACAGCAGACGGGACUCAUGACUGCUCGGCUCUUUACGCAUGAGAAAUGUUUCUCAUAUUAAGGUACAAAAAGGUGGAACUGUGGGAGAAGUUCGCAUGUCAAGAGAAACGCUCAAAGACAACUUUUGUGAGCAAGAAUGAAAAUAAGAUGUUCCCACUACUUACAUAGAUUGAGACACAGGUACUUCCUGUUUUCUGUGUCUUUGCUGGCGGUCUGCCUGCUCAAGCUGGUCUACAUCAAAGUGACAGUGAGGGACAGCAUCUACAUUGAGCCCUAUGGGCUCUCUCUGGGCUUAUCCAGACUCCAAAACCGCAGGUAUGACAUCAACUGCACUGCCAUCUACGAACUUGACCCUGUGGAGAUAGGCAAGACUCUCGAGAUAAAACGGAAAGCCAUCAUUGACAUAGAUGAUGAGCACACUGUGAGACUGACCUCAGACUGUCAAACAUUUAUCAAUACGGGUUACAAUGAGAUACCAGUGUCGGAUGCAGAGCUGAGCUUCCCACUGGCUUACUCCCUGGUAGUGCAUAAGAAUGCACCCAUGGUGGAGCGUAUUCUUCAUGCCAUCUAUGCACCUCCUAACAUCUAUUGCAUUCACUAUGAUCAGAAGUCCUCUCCAGCAUUUAUAAAGGCAAUUAAAAACCUGGCUCACUGUAUUCCAAAUGUGUUCAUUGCCUCAAAAUUGGAGUCUGUGGAAUAUGCCCACAUCAGCAGGCUUAAUGCUGACCUAAACUGCUUGUCUGACCUGCUGAGGUCAGAGGUCAAGUGGAAAUAUGUCAUCAACAUGUGUGGCCAGGACUUUCCUCUCAAAUCAAACUAUGAACUUGUAAUGGAGCUGAAACAACUGAAUGGGAGUAACAUGCUGGAAUCCAGUCGACCCAGUGAACUAAAGAAGCAGCGCUUCAGCUUCCAACAUGAGUUGAAAAAUGUGCCUUUCGAGUACUGCCGUAUUCCUGUCAAAACCACUGUGGCCAAAGGCAUUCCUCCUCACGGAAUCGAAAUGUUCAUCGGCAGUGCAUAUUUUGUCCUGUCAUGGGAUUUUGUGGAUCACAUUAGCAGCAGCCAGGUGGCAAAGGACUUUCUGGCGUGGUCUGCUGACACAUACUCGCCAGAUGAACACUUCUGGGCCACCCUUGUUAGGGUCCCAGGGGUGCCUGGACACAUUCCCAGGUCUGAAGCAGACAUUACAGAUCUGAAAAGUAAGACACGAUUAGUCAAAUGGAACUAUUUAGAGGGGAAUCUUUACCCAGCCUGCACAGGUACACACAUGCGGAGUGUUUGUAUCUAUGGAGCUGCUGAACUUCACUGGCUCCUCAACUAUGGCCACUGGUUUGCUAAUAAAUUUGACCCCAAAGUGGACCCAAUCCUGAUUAAGUGUUUGGAGGAGAAGUUGAUGGAAAAACGUCAAAAUGUUCAUAUAUGAUACUGAAGCAAAGAGAAAAUGUGACAAGGAGAAGAGGGAGUAGUUACAGGGUAGGUGCAAAGAUGCAAAAUUACAUUACAAAGGGAAUGUAAAAGCAUACAUGUACUCAAUCUCGAGUGCAAUUUUGAUAUGCAAUUUUCAGAGUUUACUUGAGUUUUUUUUUAUUUUGUUAACUUACCUAUUUGAUUGAAAAUAGUAAAGUUACUAGUAUGACAUUUGUGUGGUAGCAAAUUAAGAUUUCUCAAUGAACACAUUCCUACCAGCUGAGACCAUGUGGAGUCAACAGCUGAAGCACCUGCAACAUUAAACCACAGUGAAAGGAGUCAUUUUUUAAGUUGACUUUCAUUUAAAGAGUGUAUCUCACCAUAAACAUAUACUUGAUCAAUUCCUGGGCUUUUAAUGACUUGUUUUUACUGUGUGACGUCCACCUCUGCUAGAUUAUUUCAUUCAUUCUAAUAAUUGUCACUUUUAGUGACCACACUAGGCAUUCAAUCAGUAAAUUUUUGCAAAUGAAAAAAGUGCCUUUCUCUGACACAAUAAUGGGUUAUUUGAAGAAAUGCAAUCCUAACAACAAAUGCCAUUUGACAACCAAAUACAGUGUCCACAUUGUUUUGAAGUUAGAUUUCACAGACUACUCUUAUAUUGAGAUUAGAAAUGCCAAAGAUUCAUGCUGUUGUUAUGUGUUCUGUAAAGUGAAUGCUACAUAGGGAUUAAUGUGAAAAAGAUUGGUUUAGAUUAAUAUGAAACGUUUAUAUUCAUGUGAAAGCUUGUGAUAUUUGAUGAUUUAUUUAUUUCUGAAUAAAAGUAUGGUGCUUCUCA